CAGUGCUUGUGCGCUGGAUUCCCCAGCUGGCUGAUAGCUCGCUGCAGGCUGUGCGCGCUCUCUCUCUCUCUCUACAUGUGACCCGGUUUCCGUCUGCACCUUCCGGAGCUGGAGCUGCGGGGCAGAUGGGUUGAGAGCCCCGGCUGGCGGCACUGAGGGCUGCAGCAGACAAGCGCGGAUUCCCGCAGCCGCACCGCAGUGUCCGCAGCAUCGCCGCUCCGCUCCGCAGGUCUCCGCUCUCACCGGCUCUGCGGCAGUUGUUGACAGGUUGCUCCAGGCAGCCAUAAAAGGACCGCACAAUCACUGCUGGGACCUUAAAGGGGGCAGAGCGCCGUCUGUUAAUGGACACCGGGGACUGUGUAUUCCCCUCGGACACCCUAAAGGUGUAACCAAGAGAAUGGACUUUACAGGCCUGUCCCUUUCCUUCAUUUUCUCAGCACUGAUGCUGCUUGACAGAAGAAGCAACACAGAAGCCAGUUUGGAGAACUGCAAGAUGGAUGGAACAAAGGCAUCGUGCCAAGGAGAGAGCUUGGAUCGUGUGCCGGCGAAUCUGCCCGUCAGAACAGAGAAACUCUUUCUAAAUGAGAAUGUCAUCAGAGCAAUUAACAACAGAUCACUUUCUGUGUACAAGCACCUCCACACGCUGAACCUGAGCGGGAACCAGAUUGAGGUUAUAGAGUCUGGUGCCUUUGUUUACAACAGGAACCUAGAAGAUUUAAAUCUAAAGAAGAACCGUAUUGAUUUAACUUAUUCAGAGACUCAUCUGGCACUAAGAACUCUCUCAGCUCUAACAAGGUUGGAUUUAUCUGAGAAUAGACUAAAUGAAGAUAUGACAAGUUAUAUAGUGCAAAAUUUGACCACUCUGGAAUAUCUAUCCUUGGCUAGAAAUGUCAUCAUGAGAUUGGAGCCUAGCAACCUUGAAGGCCUUGUCAACCUUCGAGAACUGAACUUGGAGUACAAUUAUAUCUAUGAAAUUGAAAGUGGGACAUUUGAAGGUUUGAGAAGAUUAACUAGGUUGAACCUCGCUCAUAAUCACAUUCCCUGCAUUGUGGAUUUCAGUUUGUCCCAAGUAAAAACAUUAAACGUCAGUCACAAUGCUGUUGAACUGUUUUUAGCCAGGGAAAAUGAGAUUGAAUUUCAGUUGGAAACUCUAGACCUAUCCCAUAAUAAACUACUGUUUUUCCCACUCUUACCAAAACUCAAUAAACUCAAGUCACUGUUGCUUGCGGACAACGAGAUGAGUUUUUAUGGUGAUCUGACGAACGACUCAUCUACUGAGGUUCAAUUCAUACAAAUUGUUGGAAAUGUGACCAAUAUUACCACUGUGAAUCUUUGGGAUGAGGUGAUUUCUGUAAGCUUGCCAAGGCUGGAAGUUCUGGAUAUGAGCAGGAAUUCAUUUCGAUAUCUUCCUCAGGGAUUCCUGCGGGGAAUGACAACAUUAUCUUCUCUACAGCUCAGUCAGAACUGCUUGAAAACAUUCUCUCUAAUGGAGGACGAACAUCUUCUCUUCCUUCAGUUGAUGGACCUCAGUCAAAACCGAUUAUCAAGUCUAAAUUUCAGUGUUAACAGGCUGAAGAGACUGAAUUACUUUAAUACCAGCUUCAACAAAUUGGAAUCAGUGCCUCCUGAUCUCUUUACUAAGAUGCCGCAGCUUACAACAGUGGAUCUCAGUCACAACAAUGUUUCUAUUUGUGCCUACCCUCUAGAACUUGAGAAGAAGACUUUAAACAGAGGUUGUGUUGGUUUGGCAAAUAUUAAGUCAUUGAAACGCCUCUAUCUUGCCAGUUGUGCACUUGCAACUGUACCAGACAAUGCAUUUGUUGGCUCACCAUUAACACAUCUAGAUUUAUCAUCCAACACUGGGAUCAGAUUGCAGGCAAGUACUUUUCAAGGUGUGUCCAAAUCACUGCAAUUCUUAUUCCUCAGGAACAAUGGAUUAACUUCCAACCAGUUAGAUAUCAGCCUACGAGUGGCUUUCAGACACCUAAGUAGCUUGGACAUAUCUGAUAAUGUUUUAACAAGUCUUCAUCCCGCAUUGAAAAGCCUUCCCCUGAAAUGGUUGGAUUUGCGUAAGAACCAAUUGCCUACUCUUCAGCAAGAUGUACUGAAGAGUCUUUUACACAAUCUUGAGGGCAUACUCCUGAGUAAUAAUACCUUUGACUGUUGCCAGCUGAACUGGUGGAUCACUUUGAUCAAUGCUAAGUCACUAAUUAUUCCUGAUAGAAGCAAGAUCACUUGCAAUGGCUCUGUCAGAUUGGAUGACCUAGACCGAAUUUCCCAUUUCACCAAAGUUCACUGCCGAGUUGACAACACUGUUUUAAAAUAUUUUCUGCUGUUGCUGCCUACUGUUGUGUUUAUUCUAACUGUCAGUGUGAUGGUUUUCUUCUCUUUAAAUUCCAAGAUGUUGCCUAAAUAUGUGAAAGCCAAAUGCAAAAUGGGAACUGAAUAUUAGCCAGAAUCUUCUUGGAUCACACCAGCUCUGUUGAGUCCCGGUUCUUGAAACACACUGGUGGCUGGUGUGGCACCUACCUCAGAGGGUCAAUGUUUACAGCGCUGGGCAUAUGAGCAAAAUGAGUCUCAGCGAGGCACUAAUAAUAAAGGCAGCCAGCUGCUCUCUAUCAGUAUACCGGCAGAGCUCUCUGAGCACACCGGACAGGAGCUUGCCGCGAAUACUGCAUUCACUACCGACCGAAACUGGAUAUAUGUCGUGAACUUGCACAAAGCUUUGCAUAAUAUUUAUAAUAAUUAUUCAGGUAUGUGUUCUACUGUACAGGAUAGGUAAAUGUGAAAAGUAGGCAUUAUAAACAAUGAGUAUUUUUGAAAAAUAAAUGUGAAAUA
Pristis pectinata (smalltooth sawfish) is the source of this 2838-nucleotide messenger RNA. Its product is annotated as transforming growth factor beta activator LRRC33-like. The transcript has 3 exons. The record is from RefSeq and is a predicted model, not a curated record. The coding region runs from base 398 to 2452 and encodes 684 amino acids. Lineage: Eukaryota; Metazoa; Chordata; Chondrichthyes; Rhinopristiformes; Pristidae. Gene Ontology annotation, molecular function: protein binding.